Suncus etruscus (white-toothed pygmy shrew) is the source of this 2038-nucleotide messenger RNA. It is a transcript of the gene SLC71A2, whose product is annotated as major facilitator superfamily domain containing 14B. Bases 47 to 1558 code for a protein of 503 amino acids. Gene Ontology annotation, cellular component: membrane. The record is from RefSeq and is a predicted model, not a curated record. Gene Ontology annotation, biological process: transmembrane transport. The transcript has 12 exons. Gene Ontology annotation, molecular function: transmembrane transporter activity. NCBI's taxonomy places the organism in Eukaryota, Metazoa, Chordata, Mammalia, Eulipotyphla, Soricidae.
CCCGAGCGCCCCGGGCCGCCUUGGCUAUGGCGGCCGCCGCCUGAGCAUGGAGCGGGAGGAGAAGGCGGCGUCGGCGCGGGAUCCUGAGGGCGACGCCAUGCCGGAGAAGCGCGCGGGCGCCCAGGCCGCGGGCGGCGGCGCCUCGCCACAAGGCGUUGGACGACCAAGUGUAUACCAUGCUGCUAUUGUCAUCUUUCUUGAAUUCUUUGCUUGGGGUCUAUUGACCACUCCAAUGUUAACUGUUCUACGUGAAACAUUUCCUCAGCAUACUUUCCUCAUGAAUGGUCUCAUUCAAGGUGUAAAGGGUCUUCUCUCUUUUCUCAGCGCCCCUCUUAUAGGUGCCCUCUCUGAUGUUUGGGGGAGGAAACCCUUUCUCCUUGGCACAGUUUUCUUCACCUGCUUCCCAAUUCCAUUGAUGCGGAUCAGCCCAUGGUGGUAUUUUGCCAUGAUUUCAGUGUCUGGAGUCUUCUCAGUCACAUUCUCUGUGAUAUUUGCCUACGUGGCUGAUGUCACGCAGGAGCAUGAACGAAGUACUGCUUAUGGAUGGGUCUCUGCCACUUUCGCGGCCAGUCUGGUCAGCAGUCCUGCCAUCGGCGCAUACCUCUCAGCCAAUUAUGGAGACAGCCUUGUGGUGCUGGUUGCCACUGUGGUGGCUCUUGUGGACAUCUGUUUCAUCUUACUGGCUGUCCCAGAGUCUUUGCCAGAAAAAAUGAGGCCGCUUUCCUGGGGAGCUCAGAUUUCUUGGAAACAAGCAGAUCCUUUUGCGUCCCUAAAGAAAGUUGGCAAAGAUUCCACUGUUCUGCUAAUCUGUAUCACUGUGUUUCUUUCGUACCUUCCUGAAGCUGGACAGUAUUCAAGUUUUUUUCUUUAUCUCAGGCAGGUUAUAGGUUUUGGAUCUGUUAAAAUUGCUGCAUUUAUAGCUAUGGUAGGAAUUCUGUCCAUUGUGGCUCAGACAUUCUUUCUUAGCAUCUUGAUGAGAUCCCUAGGAAAUAAGAACACUGUCCUCCUUGGCUUAGGCUUCCAGAUGUUCCAGUUAGCCUGGUAUGGGUUUGGAUCUCAGGCUUGGAUGAUGUGGGCAGCAGGCACAGUGGCUGCCUUGUCAAGCAUCACUUUUCCAGCAGUCAGUGCCCUCGUCUCUCGGAAUGCGGAGUCAGAUCAGCAAGGAGUUGCUCAAGGGAUCAUAACUGGAAUAAGGGGGCUCUGUAAUGGCUUGGGGCCAGCACUGUAUGGCUUUAUUUUCUAUCUGUUUCACGUUGAGCUGAAUGAGUCGGAAUCAGAAGUGAAGUCUGACAGUGCUACCCUGCAGGAAGCCAUUGUCCCAGGGCCACCAUUUUUAUUUGGGGCAUGUAUAGUUCUUAUGUCAUUUCUGGUUGCCUUAUUCAUCCCUGAGUACAGUAAAGGCAGUGGAAUCCAGAAACACAGCAACAGCAUCAGCGGGAACCUGACCAACACCCCAGACCGGGGCAGUGAUGAGGACAUUGAGCCACUCCUGCAAGAUAGCAGCAUCUGGGAGCUCUCUUCCUUUGAAGAGCUUGGAAAUCAGAGCACUGAACUCUGAACAUAGCAGUUCAGAGAGCCGGGGAGGGCCACACCAUACGCAAACUUUAAUGGUGCUGAAGGAGAGAGGCUGGUGGCAUCCUUCAGGGCCAAGUUUGAGAAGCAACCCUCUCCAUCCAUCUGCCUCAUUCCCCUUCUUCUUCCGUUUCCUCUCUUCCAGUCUUUGUCUUUCAGUUGUCAUGUUAGAGCAAACUAAGAUUUGAAAAACUUUUUGCAACUGAUAUUAAACUCUCAAAGUUAUCUGGAGUCCAACUUUGAAAACACAAUAGAAAAAGUCAUAUCUCCAGUAGAAAUGAUGACUUUUCCUUAUUAACUCAGGAUUUAGGGUAACCUCCCAUUUCCUUUUCAAUAGAAGGUUCAGCUUGACAGCAGGGUGGCCAACUCUGUCUAAACUUGAGAUAAAGAUUCCCUUCUUAGCAUCUCUUUUACUGUUCCUGAACUGUCUGCUUAGUCUUUGGGUCGCUGAUUCAGAGUCACUCCA